Podospora anserina S mat+ is the source of this 573-nucleotide messenger RNA. RefSeq lists its product as uncharacterized. Gene Ontology annotation, biological process: N-terminal peptidyl-methionine acetylation. Gene Ontology annotation, cellular component: NatB complex. The transcript has 2 exons. Lineage: Eukaryota; Fungi; Ascomycota; Sordariomycetes; Sordariales; Podosporaceae. Bases 1 to 573 code for a protein of 190 amino acids. Gene Ontology annotation, molecular function: protein-N-terminal amino-acid acetyltransferase activity. The record is from RefSeq and is a predicted model, not a curated record.
AUGGCCAACUUUCGCCGGUUCAGGCCUGAUGACCUGAACAAGCUAUCAAAAUGCAACCUGGAUCCUCUCACAGAGACAUAUGAACUGUCCUUCUAUCUUCAGUAUUACGCAAAAUGGCCAUCACUCUUCCAGGUUGCUGAAGACGAGAAUGGAAACAUUAUCGGAUACAUAAUGGGAAAGCUCGAGUCGUCUCCUGACGUCUACAAAUUCUCAGAGCAUUAUCUUCCUUGGCACGCCCACAUCACAGCCGUCACCGUGGCCCCUGAGGCUCGCCGACUUGGUAUUGGCAAGCUCCUCACAGAGCAGCUCGAGGCCGCUGGUGAUGCCGGAAACGCCUGGUUCGUCGACUUGUUUGUGCGCAAGACAAACUGCAAGGCCAUCAAAUUCUAUGAAAGCAUGGGCUACAGUAUUUUCAGGGUGGUCAAGGAGUACUAUGGCGACCAUUCAACCGACCCCACUCAGGACAGCGAGGAUGCCUACGAUAUGCGAAAACCAUUGAAGAGAGAUGUCAAGAAAGAGCACAUCAGGGCUGAUGGGGAGAAGCAUGAGGUUGACCCAACCGACGUGUGGUGA